This is a messenger RNA of Zalophus californianus (California sea lion), 891 nucleotides long. Its product is annotated as olfactory receptor 52E8-like. Gene Ontology annotation, biological process: G protein-coupled receptor signaling pathway. The record is from RefSeq and is a predicted model, not a curated record. NCBI's taxonomy places the organism in Eukaryota, Metazoa, Chordata, Mammalia, Carnivora, Otariidae. Gene Ontology annotation, molecular function: olfactory receptor activity. Gene Ontology annotation, cellular component: membrane.
AUGGAUUAUUCCCUCACUGUGUGGGGACCAGGAAGUGUGAGGCAUGGUGAUCAUUACAACAUGGUGCAAAAAGAAAGUGAAGACCUUUUUAAAUAUCUUAUUGCAUUCCUGGGCAAAUCUGCUGUCCUGUUUGUGGUCCAUGAACAUAGUCUCCAUGAGCCCAUGUACUACUUCCUGGCCAUGUUGGACUCCAUCGACCUGGGCUUGUCCACAGUCACCACCCCCAAAAUGCUGGGUAUCUUCUGGUUCAAAUUCAGGCAUAUAUCUUUUGAAAGCUGCCUUUCCCAGAUGUUCUUCAUCCACUUCUUCACUGCCAUGGAGAGCAUAGUGUUUGUGGCCAUGGCCUUUGACUGCUACAUUGCCAUUUGUAAACCCUUUCAGUAUACCCUGAUUCUCACCAGCAAAAUCAUUAGCAUCAUUGCAGGCAUUGCUAUUCUGCGGAGCUGGUACAUGGUGGCCCCACUAGUGGUUCUUCUCCUGAGGCUACCCUUCUGUGGCCACUAUAUCAUCCCUCAUACCUACUGUGAACACAUGGGCAUUGCCCGUCUGGCCUGUGCCAGCAUCAAAGAGAACAUUCUGUUUGGCCUUGGCAACAUUUCUUUCUUAUUAUUUGAUGUGCUCCUUAUAAUUCUCUCUUAUGUCUGGACCCUCCAUGCUGUCUUCUGCCUGCCCUCCAGGGAUGCUCGACCUAAAGCUCUCAACACCUGUGGCUCCCACAUGGGUGUUGUCUUAGCUUUUCUCACACCAGCAUUUUUCUCUUUCUUGACACACCGAUUUGGCCACAAUAUUCCUCAAUAUAUCCAUAUUUUCUUGGCCAACCUAUAUGUGGUUUUUCCACCAGCCCUCGAUCCUAUAAACUAUGGGGUCAGGACCAAGCAGAUUAGGGAGUGA